AUGCUUAGAGUCCUUUGCAGCUCCCUCCAAAAGAAAACCUUCUAGUGCCCGGCCCGCUACCGCCCGCUCGCCCGACCCCUCGGACCCAGCGCUCUGGCGCCAGAGCCCUAGGAGGGUCGAGGGUCGGCUUGGGCAGGAGGCUCGCGUCCCUUCGCUGCCCGGGCCCCCGGGGGCGUGGAUGGACCGGCUUCUGGGCCCGGCCCCCGACCCCCUGCCCGAGCCGCCCCGGACCAGAAGCCGCCCCGGGCGUCGGGCCUCUCGCCAAUGAGCCGCCCGGCCGAGCCCCUCCCCGAGCCGGCGGCCAACCAGGCGGCGCGGGAAGCCGGCAUGGCCCAGGAAGACAACCGCCGCGGACAGGGCCUCCCCUCCUUCUAUCAUGGCGCCCCCCAAGAACUGGACCUGUCCAACAAAGUGUACAAAAGAGAAUCGGGGGGCCCUUACUCCGUGCUGGUGGACUCCAAGCUGGGCAAGCCGCACCUCCACGAGAGCGAGGAGCAGCCGUAUUUCCGGGAGAGCAGGCCGGCGGCCGAGGCGAGGGCCGUGAAGGAAGACCGGGAGAACUCGGACGACCCGGAGGACGAGGAGGAGGAGGACGAGGAGGAGGACGAGGAGGAGGACGAGGAAGAGGAGGAGGACGAAGUGUCGUACAAAAGGGAGCAGAUCAUAGUGGAGGUAAACCUGAACAACCAGACGUUAAACGUGUCCAAAGGGGAGAAGGGGGUUUCGUCUCAGACCAAGGAGACGCCCGUCCUGAAGUCGAGCAGCGAGGAGGAGGAAGAGGAAGAGGCGGAGGAAGACAGCGGGGAGGAGGCGGCCACCGGCGACAGCCAGGACGACGAGGAGAACGGGAGGCAGAAGAAACAGGAGAAGAGAGGCGAGAAGGCGAGCGUGGCCCAGAGGCGGACCCGGAGAGCGGCGCCUGUCACCGCCCCCACCCCCGCCGCCCCCUCUUCGCCCCCCGGGCCCCGGGCCACGAGGGGCCGCCGCAAGAGCGCCGAGCCCCCCAAGCGCAAAAAGAGGGCGGCCAAGGAGCCCAAGGACCCCGUGCCGAAGGCCAAGUGCGAGGAGAAAGAGACUCUGACCUGCGAAAAGUGCCCCAGGGUGUUCAACACGCGCUGGUACCUGGAGAAGCACAUGAACGUCACUCACCGGCGCAUGCAGAUCUGCGACAAGUGCGGCAAGAAGUUCGUUCUGGAGAGCGAGCUGUCCCUCCACCAGCAAACAGACUGUGAAAAAAACAUCCAGUGCGUUUCCUGCAACAAGUCGUUCAAGAAGCUCUGGUCCCUGCACGAGCACAUCAAGAUCGUCCACGGUUACGCCGAGAAGAAGUUCUCCUGCGAGAUCUGCGAGAAGAAGUUCUACACCAUGGCUCACGUGCGGAAGCACAUGGUCGCACAUACGAAAGACAUGCCGUUUACGUGCGAAACCUGUGGAAAGUCGUUCAAGCGCAGCAUGUCGCUCAAGGUGCACUCCCUGCAACAUUCUGGAGAGAAGCCCUUCCGAUGCGAGAACUGCGACGAGCGGUUCCAGUACAAGUACCAGCUGCGUUCCCACAUGAGCAUCCACAUCGGCCACAAGCAGUUCAUGUGCCAGUGGUGCGGCAAGGACUUCAACAUGAAGCAGUACUUCGACGAGCACAUGAAAACCCACACUGGAGAGAAACCCUUCAUCUGUGAAAUCUGCGGCAAAAGCUUCACGAGCCGCCCCAACAUGAAGAGGCACCGGCGAACUCACACGGGCGAGAAGCCCUACCCGUGCGACGUCUGCGGCCAGCGCUUCCGCUUCUCCAACAUGCUCAAGGCGCACAAGGAGAAAUGCUUCCGGGUCACCAGCCCCGUGAACGUCCCCCCCGCCGUCCAGCUCCCCUUGACCCCGGCCCCCGCCGCCCCGCCCCCCCCGGUCCCCUCGGCCGCCAAUGCCCCGGCCCCGCCCGGCGGGCUGAACCCCGUGAGCGCGCUCCCCCCGCGCCCCAUCCCGCACCCGUUCUCCCACCUGCACAUCCACCCUCACCCCCACCACCCGCCGCACCACCUCCCCGUGCCCCCCGUCCCGCAUCUCCCCCCGCCUCCAGCGCUCUUCAAGAGCGAGCCUUUAAAUCACCGAGGCCAGAGCGAGGACCACUUUCUGCGACACUUGGCGGAGAAGAACAGCUCCGCCCCCCACCAUUAACGCCCGCCGAGGGGGAGCCGGCCGGACCCACCCCCCUCUUUCCACCGGCCCGCAGGGCGGAGGCCCCGGCAACCCCGGGCGGGAUGCGGGGGGAAGCCGCCGGCCCACCUCCACCCACCCCCCCGUGAUGGGGGGCGGUGGGGGGGGGUCCCGGCCCACUCGCCGCCGACUUUUGUAACUUUCAGAUACUUUGAGAGACUCGUGGAAUUUUCUAAUUUCAUAUCAGCUGAUGAGGUAUGCUUGCUUUUCUAUCCCAGACCGCUCCUCAGAGAGGAGGGGCUCGGCUCCUUUGUACUAAUCGGGAAGGCUGUGAGAUUAAUCCAUAGCAUUAAUUGUAUCACUGUGUAUCGUAACCGACCCUUCUCAGCUCCCGGCGCCAGCCCCCGGAGCCCGGCCUCAGCCACGUAUCACAGUAUAUCGAGCAUUAUAGAGAAAGACGAAGAAAACUUUCUUGUUUGUGUAGCUCUCCUAACGCACUCUUUAUUUUACUACAGAAAAUUAUUUUAGAGUUGUUUUUGUAUAGACCUCUUUAGUAGUCUGUUUCUAAAAUGAAAUGUAUUUCAAUAAGCGGUGUCAUUUUUCAGUGUAGCUGGGCCUAUGUUGUAAAAUAGAGACUUUUUUUUUUUUAAUAAUCAUCCAAAUGUGAUUCUUCAAAGAUGCAUCGGAAGCACCUCUAGCUCCCAAGCCAACCCCCGCAUCUCCACGGACGACAACGAGCUGCUUCGGAGACGAGACGGGCCGGGGUGGGCCGGAGGGGCCUCCGGGGCAGAGGGGAUUUUGGCUUUCACAACUUGGUGGAUGUGACACGGUCGUCUCCCGAGGUCGUCCUGUUUCUCUCCACCCCCUUUACACCCAAGUGUCUUUUUAGGCUCGGGGACCGAGGCAAGAUCCCCAGGCCCCCCGGCUGCCACCUUUCCCGUUAGUGCAGCGGAGGAGAAUCGGCGGGGGGAAAGCAAGGUCAGGUGAGCUAGGCCCCCUCGCUGGGGAAUUCCCAACGCUUUGCAAAACGUAAGUCCGUUCGCCACCUAGGACUGGGAUCUGGGGGGUUGUUCGGGGAAAGAGGUUGGGGGAGGCCCUCUCCUUGACGGUCUCGUCCGCUGCUUCCGUCUCUGGUUGGGGAGGUGGGCCCUGCGUCGGGGGAAUCUAUCGAGUCGCUCUCACGCCUCCCUUUUUGGGAGUUGUUCGGAAGAGGACAGUCUCGGAGUUAGGCCCAUUGUCCCGGCGGCAUUGGCGGGGGUGACGGUGAGAAGUUGGAAGGGGAUGGGGCGGAGAAGAUGGACGGAUCCCGAAGUCAGAAACACAGAACGGUUUGUUCUGACGGGUGGCUUUGGGUGGGGCCGAGCGGGACAGGGCAGUGAGGAUGCCUUCUGCGGUCUCUCGGGGUGGCCGGGCCGGGGCAUCUCCGGUUCCGGGGGUCUGGAAGGGCCCCGAACGAUCGGGGUGGCGGGUUGGAGCCAGCCGGGAUGGAGGGCCAGGCUGACCUGCGGCGGUUUUUGGCUGGCCUUGGCCCUGCUGAGUUGGACGGACGUUGCCCUGGCAGGGCACGCCCUCAGGGCCGGAGUAACCCCACCUCGGGCUGCUUCUUAUUGAUCUUCUCAAAUAGUCACUCUUCUUCCUCCAAGCUCCCACCCCCCUGCCCCGCGCCCCUACCUGCCUCCGCUCGUCCCAAACCCCCACGGUAACGGGUGGUGAUGUCACACGUCCGGGUGCGCUGCCCAGACAAGACGACCCGCUGUCCCUGUGGCGGGCAGGGCAAGGUCCUGUUGGAAAGUUGCAGAACUUCCUCCUUUCCUCAUGUCACCUUCUGAGGAGCUUAGGGCAUUGUUGAAUCCGGGGUAAAGGGUCUUCCCUUUGGAUGGAAAACUUGGAAAGCUAAGACCGAUUUAAACAGAUAUCUCGGUGUCUCUCUCUUCCUCGGUGUGUCUCUUCCUCGGUCUCUCGCUUCCUCAGCAUCUCUCUCUGCACCUCGGUGCCUCUCUCUCACCCUCUCUGCCUCUUCGUAUGCCCUCGGAGCUCCCAGGUGACCGAGCCAGAAAAAUCAAAAGUUUGCUCUCUUGUUCUUGACUGUUGUGUGCUCAGUGAGUGGCAGCUGCUUCUCCAGCUCCUUUGCAUUCCAAAUUGUAUGUGGACGAGCCCUCGUCUCGGGGCCCGGCUGGGGACCCUCUAGAGUCCUUUGAAAAAGGAUCAAACUACGGCUCGGCCAAAUCGCUUGCGUCGGAUUCUGUUGUCAGUAAAUCUUCCCCGGCUGUUCCGCGGAGCCGUAGACCGAGACCGUUUCCGCGUCCGUUUCAAGAGGACUUGGGUCCGAUGGAACCUGGGGUUUGGGGCCAACACAGAUGGAUCCGGGCCGUCAGGGAACCCUCAUCUGGGGCGAAAAAAAGGCUGGCAUAGAAAGGAGGCUAAAACAGUCCCACCGUAAUGAAAAUUCCUUGGUGGGGUGACCUCUUUGCGUUAGUGCUUCCUCGUUGUUUGGUUCAGUGGUCCUUUCUCGACCUCCCAGGGGGACUUUGCGUGAACCCCCUCUAAGGGGCUCGUUACGCACGAUCACCGUGAGCAUUCAGGGGUUCAGCCUUAAAUAGAGGUGUCAAGCGUUACACCCUCCAAACUCAGGCAGCUCGGAGGCGGGAGCGAUAACAGGCCGAAGCAAUACGACACCGGAUCGGAUCAGCCGGCCACCCUGUCUCUACAAAGUGGCUCGAUCAUCUGGUGGUCCCGUUGUCUUCUGGGAUCCCCGAAAGCCCAUCCUAUCCUGGAAAAUGAGUCCUUACUUAGGGACAGUUAACGUGGCUUUAUCUUCAUCAUCGUUUUCCCUAUAGAAGCCUCGUAGAGAGUCCCCUCCCCUCCCCUGGCCCCCACUCUGAUAGUAUCGUGAAGGGCAUCGGAAAUCCUCAUGUGAAACCCUUAUUGUCAAAUUGCUGCUUUACCCCGAAGUCAGAUGAGCUACUCAUUAAGGGAAGGACAUUUUAUUCGAACGGAGGAGCAAAGGAGCAAAAGUCCUCUAACCCUCAUCUAGAGGAUUGGGCUUUUCUAAAUUCCCUCUAAGCCCGUAACCCUUCCUCGUGAAGGUGGUUUGCCUUUCAAGCCGAUUUCAGAGAAAACAGUAGCACCUUCUGUGUCGCCUGCCAUUCGGCAUCAAGUCGCAGUUCUAAAUCCCAUCACUUCCUUAAAUAAGCUGAGAUGAUGGAAGGGAGAGAAAUUUUCUUUUAAGCGGCUGACCGACUCUCCACGGCCCCGGUGCAUCGGCAAGCGCAGCGUCACACCCUCUGUGGUGAUGCUUCGGUCGGCAGCGGACUGAUUAAUUCUCUGGCCUCGGGGUGUUUCUCCGUAGCCUGCCUCCACCUCCCGUCUCCCCCACUGCAAAGCAGGUUACCACGGACCUCACUCGGGAUUACACGUGUGUCCCGAGCUAGGAGUCGUAAGGAUCCGAAUGGCCCCGGGCCACCUCACGGAGCUGAAUUUGCUCAUCCUUCAGAGCUGGAGAGAAGCAAGCUCUAGGUUUCAAUCGGGAAGAGGUGGGCUUUCCUUUCUAAUCCGUCAGGAUUUGGGGUGUGGAGAAGACUGAAAGCCACCCCAGGAGGCUUGUUGGGGCAGUCAGCGAGGCCUUGUCAGCUUGAAACACGGAGUGGCAUUUUGGGGGGCCUGUUUGGUUUGAAACACGAUGCCUGACUGCCGUCUGGGGGAAUAUAAUCCAGUUAAGUAAAUUAGCCGAACUUCGCAAGGCGUAUUGACCACAAAUAAGCACUUAUCGCAGUUCUAGGUUCAAAGGAGCACCGUGAGAUGGGAAAAAGCCAAGUCACUUUUAAGAUUUCCACAGUGUCCAGACUUCAAAAAGCAAGCGAUUUUUUUUUUCCCUUGUGAGAAAUACAGUCCCCCUUGGCCGAUGCCAAGAGGAAAAGGUUCUGUUGUAUCCUCCCCCCGCCUCUGCACAAAGAGCACCGUGUCGAUGACUAGAAACUUUAAUCACCUAAUUACUCAAUAGUGGUUUUUAUGCUCCUCUUUUGCCCUCUGAGUUUAGCAACCUUUAAAUACUCUACCUCGAUAAAGUAAACCAGAGGACCCUUCUUCCCCAACUACGGAAGCCAUAAAAACCACCCACCGUUUGUGUCCAUUUCUCACAACUGCCACGCUUUUGCACUCCGGUCUAGACUCCUUACAGACUUUGCCGUUGAAUUAUUGGGACUCAGAGGAAAGGACUCGGAACGUCUUGAAAGAAAUCUCCACGUGGAGGCUCCGUUUCUCCCCGGCUCGAAGCCUGCGCUGAAGACAGACUGCCCGGUGGAUCUGCACGGCUUAUUCCCAGACGACGUUCUUACUCCUUGCUGGCGAGCCAGACUUCGUUAUCCCGGGAGGUGACCGAAUGGAUUCCUUCUAACUUGUACCUCUGUCACUGACUCCCUGAGAACCGCUGCGGCCCCUCGAAUUCAAGCAAAGUGCUCUGUUUCCUUUGGUCAGCAAAGCAAGCCUCCAUCCACAUUCUCUCUUGGACCUCCCCGCCCCUGCCACCAUCUCGCUACAGAUGCAGUCCCCUCUCGCCCUCCAGUGCCUUGAAGAAGCCAGCAUCCCGGCACACUCCCCUCCCGGUCCGAGACGUCCCCCGUUCUGUGUCCCGGAUGUUUGAAAUUCCCACCCCACCCUCCACAUUUGUCUCCUCCGAGGCGAGCGGGUUUCGGCCUUGGACCCUCCCACCCUCCGCCCGAUCUGGGACCCCUUCCGUGUGCCCUCUUCCUGUCUCGACUCUUGGCGACUUAUUUACUGUUUGUUGAGCGUGGCCUUGCCUCUCACAGGCUAAAUCUCUCUUGGCGGUGAAAAGAUUUCGGCCCCCCUUCUGGUUACUCAACUGUGCUUCCAGAGCCAGAAGCCGGGAAUCCCUUCCAGAGCUCUCACCGAGAAAAUGUCGCGCGUCCCUUGAGCAGUUUGGACUCCGUCCUGAUCUUGAUUCCUCCCCAUCGUUUCAGGAGAUCCUGUUGGCUUAUUUUGCUGCUGCUAUACACAGCUCUGCCCCCCGUCCCUUCCCCCCAUCUCCCGGGCCGUUUCUGUAAUCAAAUCAAAUUCAGCGUUAUCUUCUGGGGUGAUCGGGCUCUCUAAUUCCUCCCUACCCCUUUCUGCCGUUUUCACAACUGUUCCCUCAGCCCAGCUCUUCGGCUUCUGCCGCACUAAGUGAAAUGUACUCCCCCCCACUUCCUUUCCCUCUUCCUGUAUCUUCUCACCUUCCCCCCAAACAAAGACCAUCCACCGCUUCCGUUUCCAAGUUUCCUGGAUCACAGUUCUCCCUCUCGGCCCUCCUUUCCCAGCUUCCUGUGUGGUCCCGCUCUGAUCGGGCCCCUAGACCCCUUUUGCUACUGUCAGUUCUCCAAAAGGAGGGAAACAAGGGCCGGAGGUUCACGGCAGGUGGGGAAGAAGAGGAACAACGCUAGUUUGCUGGGUUGCUUUUGAACAGGGUAACGAAAACCGUCCAUUUGAACAGCUUCACCCUAGCAGUCAGAGCAUCCAUAUGCAGUCAUCCCCUCGGAGGGCUUGGUGGGAAGGCUCUGGAAGGCUGAAGUGUGGACCGUCUCAUUUGGAAUUGGGAUGCCGGCUUGCAGGAAGUGGUCCUUUUCCUCUCCGGGACUCCAAGGAAACACGGUUUCCCUGUAUCAAAGGUCCGGAACCGAUGGCCCCUUUUUGAUUUGGCUCCACUGGCUCAGAUGCAGUCUUUUGUCGGGAGGGCUGCUGGGCGGCUUUUCCUGCCGCUGGCCUGGAUAACCCAGGGAGGCGACGGAGGAGGGUUUUGGCCUGUGCAGCUAGACCGGUGGCUGGCUGCUUCUGGCUUUGAGCAGGUAGGAGAAGUCAGGCCCAGGCACCAUCUUACUACCUGCCCCCUGCUAUCCGGGUCCGGCCCUUUUCCCCUUGUGGUCUGGGGAGAGUUUGGUGGGCGAUGGUCAUCAGGUGGGGCUUGCUUGCCUGCCUUUCAGAGCUUCCCUAACUCCGGAAGGGGACCGCCACCCUAUGUGCUGCUGCUGCUGCCCUCUCUGCUCAGCUCUUCGAGCUGCCCCUUGGCCUGGACACACGGGGCCCCCGGGGAACUGAGCACCUCUGAAUGUAAAAUGGCUUGGAAUGCCCCCAAGACCUCCCCUUGGCAGCUAGUCCCAGGGCAGGAGGCUGAGAGGGGGCGGCCCACUUCGGGGACCCUAGAUCCCCCACGGUGGGGGGGUCUGAGGAUGGACGCUAAAGGUGGACAAUCGGGCCUAGAAGCUCCGGCUCCCCGGAACCUGGCUGCCACCCUAUCCUUGCAUUUCGGGGGGCGUGUGCGGGGUCCGGCAGAUUCUGGGGGUUAAUCGCGGGAAGUCGGGCAAAGUGCGGGUGCCGUCCGAAAUUAACGUCGGCCCUUCUUGCUCUCCCCUAUGUGUGGGUGUGUGUCUAAGUAUGUGUACAUAUGUGCGGGGGCCUGCGUGUGUAUGUGUACCUGCAUAGGUGUGUACACAUGUGCAGAUAAACGUGCGUGGGGGGUGGCCUGGGUAAUUGUGUUCAAGACUCUGCGAGGGCUGUGGCCCCCCUGCUUUAGCAGUACUUAGGUUUGUCCACAGAAGGGCGGUCGAGUUCUUUUCUGGCUCUUUUCCUCGCCUCUAAGGGUGAAAGAAAUCCUUUCUGGCUGAAUUUCCACCUUCUAACUGCCUGGGUAGGGCGAGGGCUAGCACAGAAAGGCUGGGCUUUGGGCCAGACCCCACCAGUAACCAGCAGGUCCGUCUCUAUCCCGGGGUCCCCCAGGAGACUGGAGUGAGGACCCCUUUUCCCUCCCCCACCACCCCACCAGCACCCAAACCCAUCCAUCCCACCCAAUCCCUUUUUUCCUCCCCCUUCUCCCUCCCCCUUCCCGUCUAAUCCCAGUGGAAACCAGUUGCCCCUCCCUUCCCGCCCAGGGGGCAUCCUUCUCUGGCACGUGGCAGUCUUCCAGGUUGGGAUUCCCGGAAGCCUCCUGCUCUGGCUCAUUUUAGCCUGGCUCCUGUACAGCCGGGACACGGCUCCGGGAUUAGCUCCGGGGGACGCAUCCAAGGGCAGCUGGAGGAGAGAUGGGAGACCCUCGCCCAGAACUCUCUGGUUCUGCCCAGCCCAGAGUCAUCCCCAGCGAGCAUUGGGGGGGACGUCGAUGAGGUCUGCGUGGACCCCCCCCGAGCCCCAGCCAUCAAGAGAAUUCAAACCAGCCGGGGUGGCGGGUAUCUAGGUGGGAUGUGUAUGGUUAUUUGUUCCUUUUCUUCCCCCACUCUCUCCGACACAGUACGGAAAUCACUUGCACUUUUCCUUAAGAUUUCGUAAGAAAAAAGAGAAAAAAAAAAAAGAUUGCAGUUUGCUUGCCAGGAUCACUUAGCGUUAGGUUUGCAGACCUCGCUGUCGAAUGUUAAGCUCGCCCAGAGGAGUUUGGCGGAAACGAAGACGGCGGUCCCAUUCUGCUGCGGGGGCUGUGCGCUCGGAGUUCCUCUCCCCCCGGCCCAAAGAGGGGCGUCGCGGGCUGAGGGUUGCGCCUCGGCCGGCAUCGGGGGGGGACGGGUCUCUUGGGGGUGACGGCGGGCAGAUCUGGCGCGGGGGUGGGCGCGGGUUCUGACCUCCCCACCCAGGGCUGGUCCUCCCCCCGGGGCUCUCGGGCUUUCGUGGGUGGUCGGUCGCCCCUGCACUUCCAAACUCGCCCCUCAUCGUGCGGAUUCGUUUUUGUUUUUCCCUUGUGUUGGCCAUACCAUAAUUAUGAUUUUUUUUCUUAGAAAUUGAGAAUGCACUUUUUAUUUCAACUCGAUCAUGAUUUUGAGCAUAAGACAAAAAUCACCAGAGAUUGUUAUGACUUUCUGUGUAUUUUUAACCACUCAAUGUAGCAUCAUCUGUUUUGUUCUUGUGACUCUCUGGUACAGGAGCGCCGCGCCCGCCGUGUCUCCGCGACACGCUGGGCCCUCGGAUUUGUACGGUAACCAACCUAAUGCUAAUGUUCAAAGUAAAGAAGUAGCCAUUA
Tachyglossus aculeatus (Australian echidna) is the source of this 10141-nucleotide messenger RNA. It is a transcript of the gene ZNF652, whose product is annotated as zinc finger protein 652. Gene Ontology annotation, cellular component: nucleus. The record is from RefSeq and is a predicted model, not a curated record. Gene Ontology annotation, biological process: regulation of transcription by RNA polymerase II. Lineage: Eukaryota; Metazoa; Chordata; Mammalia; Monotremata; Tachyglossidae. Gene Ontology annotation, molecular function: DNA-binding transcription activator activity, RNA polymerase II-specific; RNA polymerase II cis-regulatory region sequence-specific DNA binding.